This is a messenger RNA of Physella acuta, 1737 nucleotides long. RefSeq lists its product as uncharacterized. The record is from RefSeq and is a predicted model, not a curated record. Lineage: Eukaryota; Metazoa; Mollusca; Gastropoda; Physidae. Gene Ontology annotation, molecular function: GTP binding.
CAACAUUUAAAAUUAUAUUAAAUACAACAUAUAGAUCUAGAUCUAGAUUUAUAUUUAUGAAAUUCGAUCGUCCAGAAGUUUACUUGCAUGUUAUGUUCAUCAGAGGCUGAAAUGGGCUCUAAAGCUUCGAAAAUCAAAAUUAACGAACCGACUAAGAUUGAACGUGGUCAACCAGGCAAGUGUGGCCCUGGCAAGCACGGAUUUGGUGGAGACUCCAUAAAAUAUAGUCUCAGUCCAAAUGGAUGCUUUAUGGGAGAUAGCAGUCCAGAGGCUUACUGUCCAGAUGGCUUCAGGUUAAAUACUAGCAGACCACAUACUGUAAGACACGAAAAAAAGUUGAGGUGCAUACCACCUAGGAUUGAUCUGCUACUGAUUGGAAAAACCGGAAACGGAAAAAGUGCGACUGGAAAUACCAUCUUAAGAAAACGGACGUUCGAAAGCGGGUCAACUACGUCUUCAUUAACAAAAAAUUUCUACAGCGCGACUGCAGAACACAAAGGUCGUUCGUUAAAAGUCGUGGAUGGUCUGACAGUUUGUGAUACCAGGCUGAGCAGAGAACGGUCAGUUGAGCAGACAACUGAGGCCGCUAAGCUGGCUCUGGCAGCCAAUCCUGAAGGCUAUCAUGCCUUUCUUCUGGUCCUUAAAUAUGGGAACAGGUUCACUCGUGAAGAAAAAGACUCCGUUGAUACUUUAAAAAAAGUUCUUGGAAAUAAUUUUCUAAGAAAAUAUUGUAUUAUAAUUAUUUCCUGUGGGGAUAUUUUCAAGCAAGAACAUCGUGGAAAGGUUGACAAGAGAACGACCUUCCCCCAAUGGUGCGAAAAACAAGACGGCGCCUUUAAAGAUUUGAUAGAAGAAUGUGAGAAUAGGAUCAUCUUAUUCGACAACAGCACUCAGGUCAAACAUGUAGUAAUCAAACAAAUCGAAAAACUAAUUAAAAAAGUCGAUGAGUUACUUAGCGCUCGCCGCUAUACCAACAAGAGCUUUGAAAAAAUUCAGAUCCAAAAUCUGAUCCAGGAUGAAACUAGACCAGAAGUCGAGCUGACACAAGUCACCAACAGCCGUAUUCAGAAUGAAGACUUGGUGUCAUGUGAAAGUAGCCAAAGUAUGCCUGUUACGUAUUCACCACUUGACUGCCCAGAUUCUCCACCCAAAUUGGCAUUCGAGCUGAAAGAUAAAAGUGAGGAAUACGGAAAUCUGAUUAAAGGACUCGAACUUAUUAAGAAAAAACAACAAGAAAUCGAAGAGAGUUUCCAGAAAAAAUUUGAAGAAAUUGAGCAGAGAAUGCGAGACAAAGAUGGCGAGUAUCGAGAGACAGCAGAGGUAUUGGAACAAGGGGCAGUAGACUUAGUCACACUUGACAAGAUGUUGAGUCAAACCAAUACUGUUCAGGUCAUACUGACCAAGCAGGAAGAAUUUUCUGGAGCUCUUCAAGACCUGACUCAGACCUUGGAAUCUCUACAAAAAAAGUUUUCUGACGAAAGCGCUUUCUCUCGUAGGUGUAUUGAAGAAAUACAACAAAGUCGACAACAGGAAGAAGAAAUGAAACAGGUCUUCGAUAAAGAGCUGAAAAAUCAAAGGGAGGUUUUUGAAAUUCAAAUUGACGACUUAAAAGGUGAUGAGCAGCAAUGGAGUGAAAUAGAACGCAAUCAUCAGAAGAGGUUUGAAGAUCUGGUGCAAGAGAGGCGAGACACGGAGCACGGAGAGGGAACGUUUGACGUCAAAAAUAAUCUUUUGUAA